Molecule: messenger RNA, 1707 nt
Organism: Opisthorchis viverrini
Lineage: Eukaryota; Metazoa; Platyhelminthes; Trematoda; Opisthorchiida; Opisthorchiidae
Exons: 11
Coding region: 1-1707 (568 amino acids)
Source: RefSeq, a predicted model, not a curated record
AUGGGGCAGUUUCGAACUACUCGUCUGCCCACCGAAAUCGCUGAACUUAAACGAGAAUGGCCUGGGGCCGCUGUUAUUCCAUAUAAACCAGGGACAUCGGAGGUCAUUCGAAGAUUUCUAAACACGGCUAACAUAAGGGUAACUUUCCGGAGGAGAAACACUCUGCGCUCUGCACUCGUAUACUUGAAGGAUCGUCUCCUGGCAAAUGGAACUAGGGACUAUCAACAAAAUCAAGCCCCUAAACAUAAACAAGCGGAGCGCCGAUGUGAAAUGCUAGAACCUUACUUGGCGAACGCUCAAGGAACAUACAAUAGAAAGAAAUCAGUCUACGGUGACCCGAUUUGUAAUGCGAAACCCAUAAGGCUGGUGAAAACGUUUCGACAGCUCACGAACGAUUUUGCCCUUCUUAAGUUUCAUCAGAUCAACCUUCUGUUCAAUUUGAAACCAAAUUCCACAAAAUUCGCGAAAUACACUCAUUUGCACAUCCUUUUCCCUAAACAUAAACAAGCGGAGCGCCGAUGUGAAAUGCUAGAACCUUACUUGGCGAACGCUCAAGGAACAUACAAUAGAAAGAAAUCAGUCUACGGUGACCCGAUUUGUAAUGCGAAACUACAGACGUCACACGUUAGCCAUAAGGCUGGUGAAAACGUUUCGAUAGCUCACGAACGAUUUUGCCCUUCUUGGGUCUCACCAGAUCAACCUUCUGUUCAAUUUGAAACCAAAUUCCACAAAAUUCGCGAAAUACACUCAUUUGCACAUCCUUUUGUUGCUGAAAAUCCGUCGAUAGCCCGCGACCGGUUUCGCCCUUUUUGGGGCUCAUCAGAUAGGCGCAGUCCCCGGGUUUCCGUCAACCUUAUUUUCUACUUGAAACAAAUUGCACGAGACUACAUUCGGCACCGUCGUGGAUUGCACGAAGUCAUCCAUCGACUGGAUAUAGAAUGGUCAGCCAAAACUUUCAGUGGAACUUAUGAGGAGGCAGUUGACAUGUACCAGUUAAUUUAUUAUUCAACCAAACGUUUUCGUGGGAGAAAUGUUGCAACUGCUGCUUUACUUAACUUCGUUCAGAAAUUGCGCCAAAAAUUUCUGGAGUUUUGGAAGACUUAUGAACACUUGGCUCUGGAAAGUCAGAAGAUUAUCCCGCUGCAAACAAUGAUGGAAAACCGACCCACCCGAGCUAAGCCCCUGUGCUCCCUAUCAUGGGAAAACAAUACUAUCGACGGACACACAGAUUUGGUACUGGAACACCGAUUGGGACACAUGCUUUGGCGAGCACACAUUGCAGACCAUGAGGUAGAAAAACUGACCGUCAAAAAGAACAGGUUUAAUCUGUUCGGAUUUCGAAAGCAUUUAUUGUCAUCACACGAGAUCAGUGAUUCACCACCAGGCAAUCAAGUUUUAUGCGUCCCGGAGUUGUGCAUUCGUCUGGAUGGCCAAAAUAAUGUUACAAGUGAGCUGGUUCAACGCUUCCGCUCCGAACUUUUUGAAAGCUGGUCAUUGGCGAUUGACAAGGUCGCUCCGCUUCUACUAAACUUCAUUUCUUCCAUUUUUACUCAGUGGAUUAGUUUGAAUAAAAUACACCAAAAUACUGGCGAAAGGAAGAAAGCCUUUGCUGCUGAGUUGCUUAUUAGAAAACGUCAGUUACAGACAGUUACAUCUGGACAGGGAAGCAAAACUCUCAUAUGCAUCUUGUCUACAAAGACUGAAUAA